AUGGAUUUUUCAAAGCUGCCUCCUGGUGGGUCUAUCAAUAUCAAUUUUGAACAAUACAAUGAAGAAGCUUCAAGUCAAAAGAAUAAGAAACAAAUUAUUCAAUCUUCUCACACUCAAGAGCAAGUAGCUAGAUUUGAAGGAAUGCCCCAUCAUUGUCCACAUAUUGAACAAUUCAAGCAUAUGUUUCAAAAAAAACCAAAUCAGAUAAAGGAAUUUAUCCCAGCUGAAGAGACACAACAAGCUACUCAAAAUUUGCAGCAACAAGAUGAAGUGUUGCGUCAAGAGGAGAGAGUAACCAAUGUUAGCAGAAGAGGAAGAGGAGGAGAAAGAGAAAGAAGGAAGAGAAAAAAUCCAACAGCAUCUUCACAAGGAAGUUCUAGAGAAAAAACCAAUGACAUUGUGAUUCCUGCAUUAGAUAUUUUCACUGUUGCUUCACACCUUGCUGCAUGUUUUCAAAAUAGUCAUCUUGUUGAAAACCAUAUUGAUGCUAUACCUGCUCCAGAUCAAGCCUUUUCUGUCAAUGAUCAAAACCAAAACCCUUUUGCUGUGACUCAGGAAUCUCAACAAACUGAGACAUCUCUUACUACUCAUGUUGGAAAUUCUUCCAAUGAUCAAAGUUUACGUGCUAUUACUACUACUACGACUACUACUACUACUGUUGCACAGGAUCAAAAUGUUGUAGCUUAUGGUGAUACAUAUCUUUAUGAUGAUGAUGUUGUUUUGUCUUGGUUGUUCCCAGAAGAUGUUCCUAAUUUGGAUCAUGCUCUUCGGGAUACUUCUGUUCAUGGUCUUGUUCGUGAUCCUAAUCCGGCUUCUGGUAAUCACGUUGCUACCGUUGAUAAGGAUGUUGUUCCUGAUCCUAAUCUUGCUUCUGGUAAUCACAUUGCUACCGUUGAUAAGGAUGUUGUUCCUGAUCCUAAUCUUACUUCUGGUAAUCACAUUGCUACCGUUGAUAAGGAUGUUGUUCCUGAUCCUAGUCUUGCUUCGGGUAAUCGCAUUGCCACCUUUGAUGAGAAUGCUGUUCCUGUUGCUGCUGAUAAAGAUAUGGGUGCAUCUCAUAUUGGAAUUUUUGGUGGUUGUUUGCCUCAUCCAUUAAGCAUAGCUAUGGAAACUGAGAAGAAUAUGAUUAUGGGGAUAGCUAAUAAUGCUUUGGAGGAGUUAACAAGGUUGAUAAAAUUGAAUGAACCGUUCUGGUUUAGGUCGACCAAGACUGGCAGAUUCGUUCUUCAACGCGAAACUUAUGAGAAGAUGUAUAAAAAGAGCAGCGUCUUAAACGGACCUGAUGCGCGUAUUGAGGCCUCCAAGGAAUCAAUAGUUGUGAGCAUGGCUGGUGCACAAUUGGUUGACAUGCUCCUUGAUUCGAAAAAAUGGACUGCUCUUUUCCCAACUAUUGUUAAAACCGCGUAUACUAUAGAAGUAUUUGAGGCCGGUUUGCCAGAAAGCCGCCAUGGAGCUAUGCAAUUGAUGCAUGCAAAAAUGCACAUUCUGUCGCCAUUGAUUCCAACUCGACACACCUCAUUCCUCCGCAGUUGUAAACAGAUUGAAAAAGAUGCAUGGGUGAUAGCUGAUGUGUCAUCACAGUCAAUCCGAUCUUUAUUUGACGCAUGUCUUCAAAAUGUUUGGAAGUUUCCAUCUGGAUGCAUGAUUCAAGAACUUACCAAUAACUCCUGCAGGGUAACUUGGGUGGAACAUAUACAAGUAGAUGAUAAGCGAACCGACACUUACUUCGAAAAACCAGUUCGUGGAAACAAUGGAUAUAGAGCUGAAAGAUGGCUUUUAACAAUGGAAAGAAUGUGUCAGAGGAUUUCAACCUCUUUAGUUCCAAAUACAUCUACCACUGACAUCACCAUAGGAGGGAAAAGGAUUGUAAUGAAGCUCGCUGAACGAAUGUUGAAAAUCUUUUAUGAAGCAUUGGAUAUGGCUUCAAACACAGAUUUUCCAAAGCUGAAUACAAUAGAUAGCGAUGGAGUUAGGGUUUGUGUUCGAAGGUGUACUGAUCCAGGCACUGAAAAUGGCAUCAUCCUCACUGCUUCUCUCACCUUUUGGCUCUCAUGCUCCCCUGAUCAUGCCUUUGAUUUCUUCAAAGAUAGUAGUAGAAGAUUUCAGUGGGAUGUUCUAUGCGAAGGCUAUCCGGCGGAAGAGAUUCACCGGAUAACAUACGGAACUAAUCCAGGAAACUUCUCUUCAAUUAUCAAGACUUUGAACGUGGAAGAUGAAAAUAUGAGAAUUCUGCAAGAGUGUUAUACACACUCUAUGGAAUCUGGUUUGGUUUAUUGUCCGAUUGAUACAAACACAAUGAAUUGCGUGAUAAGAGGGGAAGAUUGUUCCAUGCUGCCUCUUCUUCCGUCUGGUUUAACCAUAUCGGGGGAUGGGCGGCCUUCCGAUAACAAUAUGGGGAAAGUAGCCGGUAAAUGGUACGAAGGUUCGAUCGUAAGUUUAACUUAUCAGAUGCUGAUCAGCAAAGACUCUAAGAUGAGUAAUCCGGACUUAAAUGUGCUGAAGAAGAUAAAUAAGUUUGUUAACUCUGCGGUGAAAAAAAUCAGAGAUGCUUUGAGCUGCAGUGAUUAUUAG
Vicia faba (fava bean) is the source of this 2571-nucleotide messenger RNA. NCBI's taxonomy places the organism in Eukaryota, Viridiplantae, Streptophyta, Magnoliopsida, Fabales, Fabaceae. The record is from the annotation of a GenBank genome assembly.